CUAAGGGGAGGGCGAGGCGGUCGGUGGCUUCCGAAUCCAUCACCUCUUAAACCCUGGAAGGGUUUUCUCCUAAGCAAUCCGGGGAUUUUAUACGAAGCAAUAGAGGAUGCUAUUGAGAGUGAUCGGGGCCGCGAGGCGCGGCAAUCACGGGCCAUGGAGGAUGACCCGGACGGUGACGCGACCCUUGUCGUCCCGCGCAGUCAUCGACAUGGCCACCCGGGACGGCGAGCUCAGGGUCUUCCUCGUCGCUGGCGAGGUCUCCGGCGACUCCAUCGCUUCCCGCCUCAUGGCCUCCCUCAAGAAGCUCUCCCCCUACCCCGUCCGCUUCGCUGGCGUUGGCGGGGACUUGAUGCGUAGGGAAGGUUUGCAACGUAUCUUUCCCAUGGAAGACCUCGCAGUCAUGGGCUUGUGGGAAUUGCUGCCCCAUAUAAUUAAUUUUAGGGCUAGACUAAAGGAAACUGUCGAAGCUGCUGUUUCUUUUCGGCCUCAAGUUGUGGUGACGGUUGACUCCAAAGGGUUCUCUUUCCGUCUUCUGAAGCAGCUGAAUGAUGUAUUUAGGGGAGAAAAGGAUAGGCCUGUGCAUGUCCAUUAUGUUGCGCCAUCAUUCUGGGCAUGGAAAGGGGGUGAACGUAGAUUGGAGAGGCUAAGGCAAUUUGUGGACCAUAUCCUGUGUAUUCUUCCCUUUGAAGCCGAAGUUUGCAGAUGGAAUGGCUUAGCUGCUACAUAUGUUGGUCAUCCCGUGUUGGAAGAUGCUCUUCACCUGGACUUGGACUUGGACCCCUCAUCAAAUAAGCAAAAGAUGCGAAGAAAUGGUGAUGCUUUUCGGCAUGAACAUGGACUCUCCCCUGGAGCGACAGUCAUUACCUUACUACCUGGAAGCAGAUUACAAGAGGUCACUAGAAUGCUUCCUAUUUAUUUACAGGCAGUACAACUACUAAAAGACUCAUUCGCUGAUUUGUCAAUCAUCAUUCCUGUUGCUCCUAAUCGUGAUGUGGAGGCCUACAUUAAUAGAGAGGUCCAGUCAUGGUCAUUAUCAGCCGUAUUGAUAUCUGGGGCAUCCCUUGACAAAAAAUAUAAUGCAUUCAGUGCAAGUUCAGCCGCAUUGUGUACUUCUGGAACAGGUGUUAUGGAAUUGCAGCUAGCAGGGUUAUCCUGCGUCGUUGCAUAUCAAGCGCAUUUCUUGACGGAAUGGUUGAUCCAAUACAAGACAAAGUUAAACUUUAUCUCCCUUCCCAACAUUAUUUUGAACUCGGCCGUUAUACCUGAAGUCCUUUUCCGGGCAUGUACAUCCGAAAAGCUAGCUACAAUUCUUAGACAGACAUUUGUGACACCCAAUGAGUGGGAGAAACCAAUGCCCACACUACAUGGUCAGGGGCUUCAGCCAGUGGGCGGUCUAUUGCAUGGGUCCUUCAGGUAAGGGAAAUGGAGUAGGUAGGCUCGAAAAAGGAUUUGAGGUCCUGUAGAUGAAAUACGGAAAAAGGAAUCAGCUAGCCACAGAUACGGCCAUCAGUUCAAGGGCGUUCAUGCUGUAGUUCUUGACGCAGAAAUGCAACAUUGGUGAAUUUAAGAUCCAUAUUAUCUUUCAAGGAUCUUCAAAGACAGUUGCCUGGUCAUUUAACAUUCUCCGUGUGAGAUUUUUUCAAGAACUUGUGCAGCGUUUUCCUUGAUUACAAGCUAAAGGAAAUUGUUUGGGAGUGGGAGGUCACGCCAGCACUUACGAGCACAAUUUUGUUUGGUGUGGUUUCCAAUGGUGCAGAAAAUUUAGAGAAAUCGCUGAAAGAUUGAAGAGACUCGAAAUAAUUUAAAUUUGAAGAGAACAUGAUUGAAAAAUUAUGGAUUUAUUUAUGUAUUCAUAUACUUAUUCAAUAAAAAAGCAAGUUCAAGAUUCUUUUGAAAAGGUUAACAGUAACAAAAUCACGAGACCAACAGCAAUAAACAAUUUCUUCUUAUAGCUAGUACACGAUAAGGUACAGGAAAUAUUUAUAUAUCGUGUGAGAUUCGGCGGUACGCCAGCUGCUAAAAAUAUUCUCGGUUGAUGCAUAUCCUGUCGCGCCAGGCGUGACGUUGAGAUACGAUCAUCACACCGUCCAUCUUGAAAUUAUAUCGUCCAACUUACCAACAACAAAAAGUACACCGUACUUCCGACAGAAAAUCUGACUUCCCCCGAUCUCAAAGCACUCCGAAUCUUCCGUUCAUCUGCCUACGCAGAUCUCGAAAUAACCAUUGUGCGAUCCAACGGUGAGUUCGCGCGAAGGAAGGUGAAUCCUUCAUUCGCGCGAAAGAUACAAGUCUGUCCCCCUUCCGUCCGGCCCGACUUUGCCGUCAUACGUGACGUAAUCAAAUGAGCGUUGAUGUUGCUUCGCGCACACAAUUCUAUACGAGCGUCAGAUCUGCCGUCCGCUCUCAACUCGGAGUCCAUCCUGUCCGCUGGCACGCGGCGAGCGCGACACCAGGUGCAUGGGACCUAUAUAUUUGGUGUGACCCAAAAGAAAUCCCGCAUGAAAAAAAAAGAAAAAGAAAGGCGCAUACGGUGUGAAACUCAAUAGCGUGUAAAUCACUACAUCGAAAUGGUCUUACGGGCUUGUGCUUACUCAAACGAAAGCCUCUUCCGGUGGUCGCAGAGGUAACCAAUAUAUAUACUCCUUGCAUAUCUUAUGUACCUGCUACCUUU
Phoenix dactylifera (date palm) is the source of this 2671-nucleotide messenger RNA. RefSeq names its product lipid-A-disaccharide synthase B (gene LPXB). Gene Ontology annotation, biological process: lipid A biosynthetic process. Gene Ontology annotation, molecular function: lipid-A-disaccharide synthase activity; phospholipid binding. The record is from RefSeq and is a predicted model, not a curated record. Lineage: Eukaryota; Viridiplantae; Streptophyta; Magnoliopsida; Arecales; Arecaceae.